Molecule: messenger RNA, 1808 nt
Organism: Seriola dumerili (greater amberjack)
Lineage: Eukaryota; Metazoa; Chordata; Actinopteri; Carangiformes; Carangidae
Gene: crp1
Product: pentraxin fusion protein-like
Exons: 3
Coding region: 59-736 (225 amino acids)
Source: RefSeq, a predicted model, not a curated record
GCUCAUUAGCAAGUGGGACUGAGUAAGCAACAUCGACGAACGACAACACAACAUUAAAAUGAAGUUUGCUGUGGUUCUGCUUAGUGUCCUUGGAUUAUCUUGGAGUUUCUCCGUAGGCACACAAGUUGGUCUCAGUGACAAAGUCCUGGUCUUCCCUUAUGAGACGGACUUCAGCUUCGUGGCCCUGAUCCCGCAGAAGGAGAUGGGGCUGAGAGCCUUCACGCUCUGCAUGCGUGUGGCCACUGAGCUGCCAGAAGACCGGCAGAUCAUCCUGUUCGCCUACCGCACAGCUGACUAUGAUGAACUCAACGUGUGGCGCGAGAGGGAUGGACGCAUCUCUUUUUACCUGAGUGGUGACGGUGUCUUCUUUCACCUGCCACCCCUCACCACCUUCCGCAUCAGCCUCUGCCUUACCUGGGAGUCUCGCACUGGCCUCACUGCUUUUUGGGUGGAAGGGAAGCGGAGCACCUACCAGGUCUACAAACCUGGGCACACCAUCCGUCCAAACGGCAGCAUCCUCCUGGGGCAGGACCCAGACAAGCACCUGGGGGGUUUAGAAGCCGCACAGAGCUUUGUAGGGGAGGUGACCGAUCUGAAUAUGUGGGACUUUGUGCUGUCUAGGAGCAUGAUCCAGGCCUGGCACUAUGGGCACAAGGUCCCCAAGGGAAACAUCUUUGACUGGGCCACUAUUGAGUAUGAGCUGAACGGAAACGUGAUGGUGGUGGAUGAUGACUGACUCGGUGUGGAGCUGCUUGCAGAGAGGGAUGAGGCUUUAAAGAUUUGUGUUGGACUGAUACUGAUAUGUGUGAUUGUCUUUCUUAGAUUCAGUGUUUUUUUAUGUUAGGGCCCUUCAACUGUUCCUAAAAGAUCAACAGAAGAAAGCAGGAGUGUUUGGGACAUUCACUGUCUCCUGUAACUAAAUAGUAUCCUAUAACUCUUUUCACAAAUGCACAGAAGUCUGCUGUCUUAAUGCAUUCACUCAAAUAUUUUGCUGCAUGGUAACUCUCAGUCAUUCCUCUAAAGUCAUACUAGUCUUUGUUUCUCAAAGCUUCAUCCCGUGAUUGUUGUCGGAGCAGACUGGUAAAGAUCAAGCACAAAAUGUUGAUGUGCCACAUGCAUCCAUAGGGUGGCAGUCUGCACUAGUUCACAUCAAAAAAAAAAAACUUGUGUCAGAGCUUCAUCAUACAUGCAUCCACUGAUGUGAUGUGGCAUACUUAUUGCUUAUUAACUGAGGCCACGAAUAACUGAUUAAAAUGUUAAGAAAAAUGAUCGAUUGCUGCAAUUCAAAUAAAUUUAAUCUGUUGUUAUGUUUAUAUAUGUUUGAUAUCAGCUUACAUUACCAUUCACACUAUAGUGCGUUUAAAAGCAAAUCACAAUAGAGAUGACACAUAUAAAACAGUGCAACUAUCAGUUUAGAAUUCAAUUUUGUUUUUUUUUGGUUAAAAUUUGCAUAUUGUAAUAAAAAGAAGUCCAUUCAAAAACCUGCUAUCACGCAUUGAAAAUUUGUCACCAUUUGUUUUUGCAGGCCCAGUGAUAUUGAUAAUGAAAAUAUGAAUGAGAUAUUAAAACAGCAAACUAGGGGGAUGCAUUAUUCCUAGAGUAGACUUAAUGAUUUAACUGCACUGAGAGACAAAUAGCAAUUAUCAUGUUUAAAAUCCAUUGCCAUAAUGUUUGCCGUCGGUUACUGUACCCACUCAUGAAUUUUCCAUGUUUCAGCUGAUGUAAGAAUGCUUUUGGGCCUGAAAUAUAAUCUCGCCAUGUGCAUAACUAAUAAUGUUUGUAAUUACAGAGAAUAUUUCGUCUUUGAA